This is a messenger RNA of Stylophora pistillata, 1509 nucleotides long. RefSeq names its product basic proline-rich protein-like. The record is from RefSeq and is a predicted model, not a curated record. NCBI's taxonomy places the organism in Eukaryota, Metazoa, Cnidaria, Anthozoa, Scleractinia, Pocilloporidae.
AUGAAGCCUGCACAAACGUUCGUGAUAUUAGUUUUAACUUUCCACUUCUCCGAAUCGCAAAAUUCCCCCGCAAAGGACCACAACAUACAACAGGAGAGAAUAAAAGCAAAACGACUCAUCCCUGGUAGAGUGGACCAAAAACCACACAACAAACCGCCAAAAGGAAGACGAAGCCAAAAAGAUAUACCUGGAUAUGUCGGACAAAAGAAAUACGGCGGGAUACCAGAAGGAAGAAGCCAAAAAGACAUCAUACCGGGUUAUGCUGACCCACCACGGUACAACCCAGCACCAGAGGGAAAAAGGAGUCAAAAAGAUAUCAUACCUGGUCAUGCUGACCCACUACUGUACAACGCAGCACCAGAGGGAAAACGGAGAAGCCACAGAGGUAUCAAAGCUAUUUAUGUCGGCUCUCCACCGUACAACCGAGCACCAGAAGGAAAAAGAAGCCGAAAAGACAUCAUACCUGGUUAUGCGGACUCACCACCGUACAACCCAGCACCAGAAGGAAAAAGAAGCCAAAAAGACAUCAUACCUGGUUAUGCGGACUCACCACCGUACAACCCAGAACCAGAAGGAAAAAGGAGCCAAAAAGACAUCAUACCUGGUUAUGCUGACCCACCACGGUACAACCCAACGCCAGAAGGAAAAAGGAGCCAAAAAGAUAUCAUACCUGGUUAUGCUGACUCACCACGGUACAACCCGGCACCAGAAGGAAAAAGGAACCAAAAAGACAUCAUACCUGGUUAUGCCGACUCACCACCGUGCAACGCAGCACUAGAGGGAAAAAGAAGCCCAAAAGGUAUCAUACCUGGUUAUGCCGACCCACUACCGUACAACACAGCACCAGAAGGAAAAAGGAGCCAAAAAGGCAUCAUACCUGGUUAUGCCGACCCACCACCGUACAACCCACCCCCAGAAGGAAAAUGGAACCAAAGAGGUAUCAAAGCUAUUUACGUCGGUUCGCCACUGUACAACCCAGCACCAGAAGAAAAAAGAAGCCGAAAAGACAUUAUACCUGGUUAUGCGGACUCACCACCGUACAACCCAGCACCAGAAGGAAAAAGAAGCCAAAAAGACAUCAUACCUGGUUAUGCCGACUCACCACCGUACAACCCAACACCAGAAGGAAAAAAGAGCCAAAAAGACAUCAUACCUGGUUAUGCCGACUCACCACCGUGCAACGUAGCACUAGAGGGAAAAAGAAGCCAAAAAGCUAUCAUACCUGGUUAUGCCGACCCACUACCGUACAACCCAGCACCAGAAGGAAAAAGGAGCCAAAAAGGCAUCAUACCUGGUUAUGCCGACUCACCACCGUACAACCCACCCCCAGAAGGAAAGAGGAGUCAAAAAGGCAUCAUACCUGGUUAUGCCGACUCACCACCGUACAACCCAGCACCAGAAGGAAAAAGAAGCCGAAAAGACAUCAUACCUGGUUAUGAGGACUCACCACUGUACAACCCAGCACCAGAAGGAAAAAGAAUCCAAAAAGAUAAUACCUGUUUUGUAUAG